Penicillium canescens is the source of this 1110-nucleotide messenger RNA. RefSeq lists its product as uncharacterized. Lineage: Eukaryota; Fungi; Ascomycota; Eurotiomycetes; Eurotiales; Aspergillaceae. Bases 1 to 1110 code for a protein of 369 amino acids. The record is from RefSeq and is a predicted model, not a curated record. The transcript has 3 exons.
AUGAGCAUGAGGCAUGUCUCAUGCGGUAUUUCGUUGUUCAUCUCGCUCCUUGGAAAAUACUAUGUUGGAAACCAGAUUCACUAUGAAGGCAGAGUCCUUCCCAACCUAACGCCAGAAACCGCCAUUCACUAUCAUAAUGAAUGCAUUGCCUAUUUUGUGUCUUUAUCGGACCACUCGCGCGAAGCCCAAGAUGAAAAUCUUCUAGCCGCAGCUGUGAUUCUUCGCUUCUAUGAGGAGGUAGAUGUUCCUUCCGUUGGCCAGGACACUGAAAGUGCACUCCGUGGCAUCCAAAUAUUCCUCGACGCGCAAGCCGACUCCGCUGUAGCGGACUACGGACUACGACAUGCAGCCUAUUGGAUCGCCCUACGUCAAGAGAUAAUCACAGCAUUCAGCAAACAGCGAACCUUCCGACUCCCACUUGGGCCCUGCGAGCCCUACAGGUCCUUUGAGCCCGCAGAUGACUAUGUCUGGGCCGACCGGCUUGUCAUACACUGCGCUGACGUCCUACAAUAUUGCUACGGAUCCGAAGAACAGCAUCUCCCCGGCGACCACCAAUUCCACACAUCAAGCAUAGGAAUAAUCCACCCUCUCCCCGCCAGCGAAAGACGAAUACCCAGGUACGACGAACUGGUCGCAUUCGAAACGUUCUGGACCGAGCUAGGCCCGCCAAGUUUCAACCCCAUGUAUGCACGUGAAGCAGAUCGGUCGCGCGGAGAAAUCUUUCCCGAGCUGUGGUACCUGAACAACUGCCAUAUUGCCGGGUUACAAUUUCUGGAUCUUGCGCGGAUCCUGCUUGCUGUUUAUAAUCCCCGUUUGCCUCGCCUUGGCACUGGGCAACGAACGGCGAUGCGCUCGGUAGAUAGGAAAGUACGCGCGAUCGUAUUACGGAUAUGUGGUAUUGCCUUUUCCAACCAGCAUAGUCCCCCGGGAUUGGUAAUAGCCUCUAUCGCAAUUGGGAUGUGCGGUGACCGGUUCACUGAUCGACUGGAGCAGGAGGCUUUACUUGAGGUGCUGGUGAAGCUGCAGGAUGAACAUGCGUAUGCCACGUUAAGUACGCGGGAGCAAUUGAAGGAAGCGUGGGGGUGGCAUGGGUAUGAGGGGUCUGAAUAA